UGUCAUUGAGCGAGAGAGAGAGAGAGAGAGAGCAUGUGAGAGCAUGCGAAAGCACAUUUCAUGGUUGAGGAAGCAAUAACUAGAGAAAAUCACAUUUUAGGGUUGUGUGACUCAGCAGCAGGAUAUCACUUGACUUGGUUCUGUGUGUCAUCGUAUAUCCAGUGCUUUCAUUUGACAGCUCUUCACUCAGGCUGAUGGAGCUGCGUUGCCUCUCGGCCUUCUUGGCACUUCACGUGCUGUGUUGUAUCGAUGCCUAUCCCAGCGGUGCUCCUACAGGCGCCUGCGUGGACAUGAUACCUCGACACAUGGGGGUGCUGCCGCAGCCUUCACCGGCGCCCUACUCUGUUCUCACCAACGCCAACAGCUACCAGCCGGGGAAUCCCAUCACAGUGACGAUCACUGGACCAGAAUACAGAGGUGUGCUUCUGGAGGCUCGGACCAGCGGCAGCACCAACGCCCUGGGGACCUGGAAUCUUCCUCCUCCAGACACCAGGUUUCUUGAGUGCAACGGAGCACCACAGGGGGCCGUUACUCACUCCAACACCAACCUGAAGGGCAACACCACCGUAUACAGAUGGAUCCCACCUAAGUUUACCAGCCCUGUCUACUUCAUGGCCACCAUAGCUCAGCAGCGGACGGUCUUCUGGAUCAAUGUGAGGUCCAGCACUCUGACCAGUGGGAAACCAGGAGGUCUCAGCUUUGCCACGGGUGCAGGUGCCGGACAGGCUGAAGAAAAGCCUCUGCUCCUCCUCGUGUUGGGUUUUCUAAUGUUCCAAGUGCUGGCGUGAACGUGAUGUGAAAAGGAAAAACAAGGCAAUCUAUAACUGCUGCAGUGUGUUACAAAUCAGAGAAUCUAUUGUUAUAAAAUCAUCAAUUUUAAGUC
Molecule: messenger RNA, 883 nt
Organism: Pleuronectes platessa (European plaice)
Lineage: Eukaryota; Metazoa; Chordata; Actinopteri; Pleuronectiformes; Pleuronectidae
Product: putative defense protein 3
Exons: 5
Coding region: 195-788 (197 amino acids)
Molecular function (GO): oxidoreductase activity, acting on metal ions
Source: RefSeq, a predicted model, not a curated record